UCAUUUGGUUGCAGGAAGAAGCGCUUUAAGGCUGAAAUUCAAGUUCGCUAUCACGAUCAGGACACUGCAGUGAGAAGGAGCGAAAAGCUUAUUACCGGUAAUGGGCUGUAUUAAUGUGACUAAUGUUGAUAAGCAAGAUGGUCACGACGAUUUCAACGUGGAUGUAGGUGAUUUGUGCUGAGGAUUUCGAUGUCAGCGAUGAGCCAGCAAUAUCUUCAUCUGUAAGCUUAAAUACUCGUCAUUAUGAAAGAUUGCAAAGAGCAGAAGAUACAUGGGCUAAGUUAUGGCAAGCUGCUCUUUCGACCACUUUCUAGAAGGAAGGUUCGUUUGUGAACAGCACGUUACUGAGGUGUCACUUCUGUGACUCGGAAAGUGGCAUUUGUCGUUCCUUGGACUGUAGUGCAACAGCAAAGUUUUGUGAAUUUUGUGCUACAUCAAUGCACACCGAAGUAAAUAUUCUCCAUAGUGUGGAAAUUCUUAAGGUACGUAAGUUGGUCUGAAGGUUUCCACAACAGAGUAGAUGCGUAGCUGCCAGACUCUUCACCAAUGACUCUUAAUUACCUGCUUCACCCGGCUGCUUUAAAUCUUUGUACUUGUAAAGCUGAUGUUUAUAAGCUUAAAAUAGCCCCAGAUUUUAUUUGUCAUUUUUCAUCUUUGAACUAUGUUGCUUGUCAGUUAUUACAAUGUCUUUUAACUGGAAUAUUUACCAAAUGUUAAUAUCUGCAGUAGCAGGCCAGGUUGUGCUUGUAGAUCUUUAAAUUAUGUGCAUUAGAAGCUCAUGGUUUCCUUGGUUGUUAUUUUUUUUAGUAUUAAUGAAGCUAUAUCGUGCUUACAUUGUAAAUUACAAUCACUUUUGACCACCUUGCCAGAUCAGAGAUUAGUUUCUCUGAGAGCAAAACAAACAAACGUUAAGCUCGGCAAGAUAGGAUCGGAGAAAACUAAUAUCAUUCAUGUGUAUCACUUAAAUUAAGGAUCAUGCAGGGGAGUUUUAAAUCAAAUCACUUUGGUUUAUUAAUCUAUUUAAACACUAAAACAAAAUGACCUGUUAGUCAAUUAAUUAAUGUUUGAAUUUUUAUUCUUGGUUUAAUACAUAAAAUGCCAUAUACUAUCAUGACUUAUUGUUAUUCUAGGAGGAGAAUAUAAUUAUAUAUUUCCCUUUGAUCUUAGCAAGAACCCUGGUGCUGAACGCACAUCAGUGCCCAUCUGUUCAUUUUCGUAAUGUUUCUACCGUAGAUUCUCGAGGUAAGGAAAAAAGUCUUUUUAUGUGUCAACCCCAUGCAUGAUCUAGUAAAGCAGAUCAGAUGUAGCUCUAAAGCUGUUUUUUGUGUUUGUUCAAUAUAUAUGUAUGCGACUUUGCUUGUAAUUAGUUAAACAUGUAAUGGAAAAAUGUACAGUAUAACACUAAGCAGUAUGCAAUUUUAUAUUAACAAAAAUGUCAGACAUGAUGUACAUCCCUAAUAUUAAUCUACAAAAAGAAGGAAUAGACGUACUGAACCAUAGAAGAAAACUGUAAUUUUAUUGUGACCAACAGUCAACCAACAGGCAACCUGACAGUGGGCCAACUGUUUAUCAACUGUCGAUCAACAAUUGGUCGACAGAUGUAGAUACAAUGCAUACCAUGGGUAUGAAUUCUCGUGAAAGUACUUAUAUAUAUAUUAGCCUGUUGUUUGGCUACUUGGUUUUUAUUGUUUUCUCUGAUUUAAUCUGGUGCCUAUGGUGUAUUAAUUAUCUUUGACAUGUAUGCAAGUGUUUAUAUAUGUGCACUGAUCUGACUGCAAUUGUUGUUUAACAAUUACUCAUAUAGCAUGAACAUCAGUUAAUAUCCCUUUUGUUUUUUCUUUCUUACAGGAUUUCAAGUGGUUGUUGCUGUUCAGUUUGUAGUUGUGAACCUGAUUUUUUACGUUUACUUAGGUUCAAUUUUUGGGUGCCACACCAACAAAGCCAGAGUUGGCAUUCACAAUGGAUUUGAUGAAGUUACUGCUCACCCUUAAUCUUGAAUGCCAAGUGGCUGUAAAAGAAUUUUGUUCUGCGAUUCAGACCCUUGUUAAUGAUAUUAUAUCCUUUCUGGUAUUAAGAUAGUUUAAAAAUUAUGAAAUUCUUUUGUCCUUUGCUUUUAAAAACUGUCAUAUUGUCUAUAUAUGCUGUGUCAGUCAGUUUACUUUACUUUCUUUUAGCUAGUUAACAAAUAAUAUUUAGCCAUAAGGUUUUUUUAUGUACUACUUUAGAACCAGAGGAAAUUAUAUCCAGUUAUUAUUGACAGUCUUGAAGAGUUCAGGUUAGUAAUAAGACUUAUUUAAUAUAAUAUUAUAGUAAUAGACUAGUUGUUUCCUUAUAUAUUAUUCAGUGAAGUGGAGGUGGCUUGUGGAUAUUUAGCGAGCUGCAUUUGAAGUGCUAGGUUAGGUGAAUAGUAUUGUUUUACUAUGUACACACUGUGCUAAAACAAUUACAUGAUAUAUAAUUGAGCUCACGAAUGAAACAGAAUUUAAUUGCCAUCUUUGUGAACGUCUAGAUCACAGCUUCUUCAUUAUAAAUAUGGUAGCAGAAUAACUGGUGUGAAUAAGCACUGGGUAUACCAAUUGCAAGUUUGAGUAGCCAAACAAAGAGCAAAAAGCACCAAUUAUAUCCAUUUGUUAAGUGUAUAAUGAUACUUACUGUCAGUAGUUGAUAUUUUUAUGUCACAGCUGGUCUCUCCUAUAUAAGGAUGAAGCGAAGCUCCUAGCUAAUCAUAGUGCUCUAUUUUCAAUAAUCAUCAAUGUAGUUAUGCUAAUGGUAUGUAUUAUGAUAUCAGUGGUUGACAUUACCUUAUUGUCGAUUGGUGGUUGGAUAGUUAUCGCUGUAGAUGGUCAGUGAUUCGUCAAACCUGAUCAUGGUAUUGAUGCUACAUGUGUAUGAGAGGUGUGGCUGCACUGAGAAUAACCAAUGGGAUGUGAACUUUUUAUUACAACAUUCCUAUUGUAGACAUCUUUUAAGGGAGUUAUUACAUGUAACACUCUUUCCCAUGUGGUGACCUGUACAUUGAACUACUGCAUAGACAAUAUUUAAUUCUGAUGGUUCACUAACCAUUAGGUUACUUCUCAGCAUUUUGUAUUGUAUUGUCAUUUUGAAUCAGGCUGGAACGCGUUUUAUUUGAAUUGGAGAACACAGAUGGUGUAAGUCAGCGCUGUACCACUUCUUGUGUGGAGUAUACAACGGUAUGAGAUGCUGCUUGUGACAGAAGCAAAAAGGUGGCAUUGGUCGAUCUGCAUACUAAAGUUAUUGAGCGGUGGUUUUUGUUGAGUUUGAUAUCAUUUGAUAUAUGAUAAAAAGUGUAAUCAUAACUAUAACAAAGUUCUCAAAUCUGACUGGCUAUCAACUGUCCUGAUUUCAGCCUUAAUAGGACAGUACGCACCAUCACGCGCGCGCUUAAAUGUUUUUUUUUUUCAUUGCUAGCCGAAAAAAGAUUGGAAUUUCUUGUGUUUCGAUUUAAAAAAAGAGCCUUAUAUAUCACAAGUUUUGUUAAAGUUAUGAUUAAUUUUUAACAGAACUUCCUGUGGUCCAAUCUGGUCUGUAAUCAUGCUCAUGAUUAAACAAAUCAAACUCCCGCAACUCGGUCCACCGAUUUUGUUAAGCACUCGUAUGAUUACAGACCGAAUUGGACUCCACUCAGUCGUGUUACCAUUACUAAUUGUUGCGGUUAUGAUUCCAAGCUGCUAGAACGCAUUCUUGAGAAACAAGGACAUGGUCCGUUUUCAUGAAACGUUUGAUUUUAGUGACCCAUUAAAAGCAGUGUCUUUAUGAUUUCUUUAAACCUGCCAUCACGGCGCUAUCAACGUAGUACAGUUUUGCUUUGUCGAAAAUAUAGGCCAGGGCAUAAAAUAACUUGCUAGUCCUGAUGCUUUUGGGCUCAAGGACUAGACAACUGUCAGGAAUUUCCCGUCUUAACAUUACGGGGUUUUGUCUUUUCACUUACUGUUUGAUUUUAUCUUUUUCUUGGUUUUUUCUUGACCUGUCUUCUGUCCUUAUCACUUAGAUGGCCAUGACCUUUCCAAACGGCUUUCCAAGCAGAUUUGUCAAGCAACAAAGAGCAUGGGAACCGCUCUAGAUAAAUUCAACAACCUAGAAUGCAGUAAUGCUUGCCCAUUCCCACGCUCCUUGGAGUUCGAUCAAGAGAAGAACCCGGAAGCAGACGUUUGGUUACGAUCGGAGUUUGUUGGUUCUGACUCGCCAGUACCCAUAACCGUUAGACGUAGAGCAAUCGAUCUGUACCAUCUGCUGGAUAGAGCUAAAGAAGAGGUGACCUUACUUCAGGAAGAGAUGAGAAACGUAGUUGAUCACGUCAGCGGGCAGCACGCGACGUUUUCCAGUUCGUUAAAAGAUGCCACGAUAUCUCCUUUGUCCUUAGAGGAGUUAGGGAAAAAUAUAUUUCCGAAAAUGAAACUGGUGUCUUUGGAGGGACAGCUUUUAGAGGUGAAAAGAGUUUUCCAAGGUCACAUCGGAGAAGUCCCUCUCCCGAACUUAAUUUUUGAUCGAAACAGUAUUCCGUUACAGGACGAUGAAAACGAGGCUGACGAAGUGUCUGAGUUGUUGCUAACCCUCCCGGAAACAGAGGAGGAUGAAGUGGACAGUGAAAAAGAAUGCGAGAGCGAUUAUGACGAUACCGACAGCACUUUUUUUAGUUCUUCGGAAAUAUUGCUUUAA
Porites lobata is the source of this 4677-nucleotide messenger RNA. The record is from the annotation of a GenBank genome assembly. NCBI's taxonomy places the organism in Eukaryota, Metazoa, Cnidaria, Anthozoa, Scleractinia, Poritidae.